AUGAAUCUUCUCAAAAAAAUUGUUGUAGUCGGUGACGGCGCUUGUGGAAAAACUUGCUUGCUAUCAACAUUCAGCCAAAAUGAGUUCCCUGAGGAAUAUGUACCAACGAUAUUCGAAACGUAUGCCAAGGAUAUAGAGCUUGAUGGACAAAAAAUCACCUUGGCUCUUUGGGACACAGCUGGGGAAGAAGACUAUGACAGGUUACGACCACUUUCCUAUCCUAGGACCAGCGUGGUGCUAGUUUGUUUCAGCAUCGACCAACCAGAUUCAUUGUGGAACGUGCGGGAAAAGUGGUGGCCAGAAGUAAAGCAUUUUCUGCCUGGGAUUCCUGUUAUUCUUGUAGGAAACAAACUAGACCUCAGAAGCGACCCUGAUGUUGUGACUAAUCUUAGGAAAAAGGGGCGACAUCCAGUAACUGAAAGUGAAGGAAUGAAAGUUGCAAGAAAAAUCAACGCCGCCAGGUACAUGGAAUGCUCUGCAAAAUACAUGGUAGGAAUUAAAGCCAUAUUUUUUGAAGCAGCUAGGAUAUCAUUAGAACCAAUUAAACCAGUCAAUCGAUGGUGCAACUACCUAUAAUAUUUAUACAGCGUACCAUUCUAUACGCAAUGUUGAGAAUCCUCCCACAUUAAACAACCUCGCUAAAGAAGAUUGAAGAUGGAAGAUUCAUGAAACUGGUAUGGCAAUGUCAAUUCUUACAUUUGAAUAACCAUUUUUAUUGGAAAUAAACUGGAAAUAAGACAUAACCGUCACUCUCUGACUUAACUAGAAAAAAGCGGAUACUCUUAGCUUGAAAGGGAAGCACCGAGAAUUGAAAACAAAAGUGCCUUGUGUGAUGGAUAUUCUAGAAAAUAGUAAGUCUUCAAGCCUAUGAACAAUUGAAAAAUUAUAUUGUGCUCGUCAAAGGUAGAGGAACUGCAGCAUAUUUGACAUACUGGUUUGUUUUUUGGAAAUUAUUGGGACUUUAUUAAAUUUAUUCAUAUAAACAAUCAAACAAAACAAAAACCAGAAACCCCAACAAAAUAUUUAUCAAAAUACAAUAUUGACAUCCUAAUUUAAAAUUCCAUGUCACAUCUGUUAUUCUAAAUAUAUUCACAAAGUCAAAAUAAAAUUGUAAACUAUCAAGGACACAUAACAGUUCAAAUAAUUACAAUGAAGGAUUUUACGUAAACCAUUGUCAAUGAUUGGAUUCUUACCGAAAAAGUUUUCAAAGUGGGCGUCUCGUUUCCGUGGGGGAAAUGUCAAGAUGGCGUCCUGUUUUUAGUACUUGUCGUUUCGUGUGACUUACGACAUUAUGUUCACGGCAAAAAAAUUCAGAUAACGUUUACAUUUGAUGGGUACAGGGGAAAAAGAUGGCUGUCAAAAAAAUUAACAUUAAGUAAGAUUUUUUGGUUCAUUGUUUUUUUCUGCCCUCUAUAUCUCAAAAAAUGUUUAAUUCAGGCAUAGACGCUGACGCAUAAAAAAUGCUAAAAAUCAUAAGGAGAAUCUCAAAAUACAAAAAUAAAAAGGAUUUUCCGUUAAAAAAUGUUUGGCCUUGUUUCACUUUGGGCUACCCUGUGUAUCAGAAAAUAUUUUUGUAUUUAUAAUUUAACUUUUCUCAAUUUCUUGUAAUAAGGAAUCUAUGGUACUCCGUCAGAUCUUUGACCCACCAUGUACAACGAGUCUAGGAGUCUUCAAACUUUUGAAUUCACAAAAGUGAAAGACUUACUUUUUGUGACAUCCAGUUUUUUUCCCGGUACCCUUUAUUUAUUUAUAUAACUAAGUAUUCCAAGUUACCCGCAAAAAUCAGUAUUUCACGUGGUGUUUUAUUUUGUUUGUGUGAUAGCUUUCUCUAUUUAGGCCAGGACAGGUAAUGUUUUUCCUACAAUUUUGGUGACAGUAAAGUUUUUUGGUUUAAGUUCAAAUUGGAGUAUUUGCCCGCCAGUUUGAAAAACUUUCUAUCGAAAAUCUCCGAAACCGUCAAUCCUAUGUAAAAAGUAAUUUACACAAUUCUGCAGGGAGUUAAAUUAAAUUCUUUUUUAUGAAAAUUUGUCGUACAGUCAUCAGGUUACGAUAAAUUUAAGGGUAAAUAAAAAAAUACAAGUAAUGAUACAAGGAAAGUUUUUUGUUGUUGCGACGCCUUGAGGGUUUUGAAAAAUCAUAAAAAAACUACAAAACAUAGAGAGGAUAUUUUAUAUGAGGGUGAAUCAAAUAUGAACCGGACUUUUCUGUUUAACGCGACGUCUUGGUAUAUACCAGUGUACCAACCCGACCAACUUGUACAUAUUUUUUCUUAUUUCUAACUUCGACAUCUUAGAGCGAAAACUUCAAAAUAUAUAAAUGUUAACUGACAGUAAACUAAGCACACAAACUUUUGUUUCCAAAGGCAGCGUGAUAUUACUCUGUGUUUAUUAAAUUUAAAGCCAAUGCAAUACGUUAUGUAUAAAAACGGAAAGCUGAAUAUAGGUGCUACAUUGUAUCGAUUCAAAUUAGUAUUUUAUAAUUUCA
Acanthoscelides obtectus is the source of this 2484-nucleotide messenger RNA. NCBI's taxonomy places the organism in Eukaryota, Metazoa, Arthropoda, Insecta, Coleoptera, Chrysomelidae. The record is from the annotation of a GenBank genome assembly.